Messenger RNA from Ostertagia ostertagi, 1329 nucleotides. The record is from the annotation of a GenBank genome assembly. NCBI's taxonomy places the organism in Eukaryota, Metazoa, Nematoda, Chromadorea, Rhabditida, Trichostrongylidae.
AUGCCGAAUUUCAACAAGCACUAUGAAGCGCAGACCUCUACAGCAUCACCCGCUCAACAGUUCAACAACCCGAACACCACCUCUACAACGACAGAGCUCACGUCGCCGUCUGAACCUGACCUCACACACAGCACAAACGACACCAACUACAGCACCCACCCUCCACGACGACAGAGCCCAGGUCGACGUACCACAGCAAAACGGACAAACAACUCAGCACCCUCUCACGACGACAGAGCUUCACGUCGACGUCUGAACCCCCUGACUUCAACCACAACAGGACAAACGACAACAACUCGACACCCUCGUCACGACGAAGAGCCCACGUCGAACGACACAGCAACAAACGACAACAAUACAUGCAACCUUCUACAACGACACGAGCUCACGUCGACGAAGCCACGUCGACGAACCACAGCACAAACGACAACAACUACAGCCCACUUCCACGACGACCAGAAGCUACUGUCGACGUCUGAACCCCUGACUUCACCAACAGCACAACCGACACAACUACAAGCACAACCUUCUAAGCAACGCAGAGCCCUCGUCGACGCUGAACCCUCAACUCAACGCACAACCACAAACGACAACCCGUACAGCACCCCUUCCACGACGACAGAGCCGCACUUCGACGGUCUGGACCCCAUGACUCACAACCAGCAACAGCGCAACCCGACAACAACUACAGCCCACCUUCCACGACGGACAGCAGCCCACGUCGACGUUGAACCCCUGACUUCAACCACAACAGCACCAACUACCAACCAUACAGCACCACCUUCCACGACGACAGAGCCACGUCGACGUCUGAAUCCUGACCUCACCACAACAGGACAAACGACAACAACUACAGCCCACCUUUCAGACGAAGAGCCGUCGACCACCACCUUCCACGACGACAGAGCCACAUCGGACGCCACCAGCACAAAACAACAAUACAGCACCAGCCUUCUACACGACAGAGCCACGUCGACGUCUGAACCCUUGACUUCAAUCCACAACAGGCACAAAGCGACAAAACUACAGCACACCUCCCACGCCGACAGAGCCCGACGUCGACGUCUGAACGGCCUUUUGACUUCAAACCACAACAGCACAAACGACAACAAACUACAGCAACACCCUCCAUCGACGACAGAGCCCUCGUCGACGUCUGAACCCCUCACCUCAAAACCACAAAGCACAACGACACAAGUACAGCACCACCUUCCACGACGACCAGAGCCCUCGUCGACGUUUGGACCCCUGACUCCAACCACAAAGCGCAAAACGACAACAACUACAGCACCACUUCCACGACGACAGAGCCCCGACGUCGACGUCUGA